Messenger RNA from Homarus americanus (American lobster), 7707 nucleotides. Its product is annotated as neprilysin-1-like. NCBI's taxonomy places the organism in Eukaryota, Metazoa, Arthropoda, Malacostraca, Decapoda, Nephropidae. Gene Ontology annotation, biological process: protein processing. Gene Ontology annotation, cellular component: plasma membrane. The transcript has 19 exons. Bases 478 to 3156 code for a protein of 892 amino acids. Gene Ontology annotation, molecular function: metalloendopeptidase activity. The record is from RefSeq and is a predicted model, not a curated record.
AGAUACUUACACAGACAUAGACAUAGACAGACACUUGCAUAAACACACAGGCACGGGUUGACAUUUACACAAAACACACAAACAGACACAGAGACAGACAGACAGACAGACAGACAGACAGAGGGACUAUAGCACACAUCUCUUGUUUCUCCUUCUCCGUCUCUUGGUCAGUUGAGUAGCUGCAGUAAUACAAUACAUUAACUAACACCUUCUCUCCACCACUACCACUACCACCACCACCACCACCACCACCACCAGCUUAUCUUAUAUACCCCGGUUACGUUUUAAUUUAUUCAGCUUUAAGUUCUUUCUCACUAACCAUCACCAACACAGUUAAAACAGUCCCUUAACUCCUCUCUAUCUCUCUCUUUCUCUCACCAAAACAAACAUAUAAUUCAAGGCAAACCAAACAAAACCAAAACAAACACACACAAACACACACAUACCAUGAGCACAAACAUCGUCUAGAACAACAUUAUGACCAGAAACUCUACCACAAACGGUCGACCGUCCACCAUGUCCUCUUCCAAUGGGAGUGGCGGGAAGGCAGAGAGCAAAAUGUCCUCCUCCUCCUCCUCCUCCUCCUCCUCCUCCAGCACGGGCGGCCUCAACAAGAAAAAACAAAAGAAAUUCGGUGUCUUCAAAACAAGCUUACCGCGGAACCUGAAGGAGAACUCAAGGGCAGAGCUCCUCAGUCCCUGUAGUGAUGAGGUUCCUUCGCCUAAGGAUGUCAGUAGUGGAGUCCUUUCCAUCCCUACUUCGACGUCCUCGCCCUCCCCGACGGCCUUCCUACCAGAAGCCUUCCUGACAGAUACCUCCUGCAGUUCCUCCAGCGCUAGAGGGAAGGACUUGGCCUGUUGUAAUGGCACUACCCACAGCGGCGUCAAGGUCGUUAGAACACACAGGUUUAGAAGAUGGGAAGAACGGCUCUUGUGUGGGACUGUGUUAUUUCUACUGAUGGUGUGUUGCAGCCUGGUUACCUACAUCAUAUUAGACAAGUUCCAGGAAGUUCCAGUGCCCCGGCCGGAAGUAUGCACGACCCCGGAGUGCUUAAGGGCUGCUUCCCGCCUGCUGGAUCGCAUGGACCGGACAGUUUCCCCCUGCAGUGACUUCUACCAAUUCGCCUGCGGGAAUUACCUGCACGAGAACGUUGUACCUGACGAUGCCCUCUACCGCUCAGCCAUGCAGGAGAUGCAGGAAGAUGUCCUCGUUAUUAUUAAAAAAAUGCUGGAUUUGCCUCACGGGGACAACGACACAGAUGCCUUCGGUAAAGCCAAGAGACUCUACCAUUCCUGUAUGAACACGAGCUUUACCGUGCACGAGAAGGACAUGGCAGACUCGCCUAUCUUCAACCUCCUGACGGCGGAGCAGCUGGGGCAAUGGCCGAUGUUGUCUCCUGACGGCUGGGACGAGAGUCAGUACAACUUGGAGCGGCUGUUGGCUCAGCUCACACUCUACCAGGUCCACACCUUCCUUGAGUCUUACAUCACUCCUGACGAGAGGAACUCCAGUGUGUACACGCUGCAGUUCUUCAAGGGGACACCGGCGCUGGCGAGGAAUUACUACUUGAACUCGUCCAAUGAGGAGUACGCCGGGUAUAUGUCCGCCUACCGCGCCUUGAUGGAGGAGACGGCCCUCGACCUGUCAUCAGGCCUCGCCCUCAACACCUCCCACGUCGACGAGUUGAUAGCCUUCGAGACCAAGUUUGCCAUGAUCUCAGACAGUCGGUCAUGUGGGAACGGGGCCGAGGGUGGCAACAUGACAGACUCAAUGGUGGAGGAGGAAGAGGCAUCUGGCAGGAUGACCGUGUCACAGCUAGAGCAGUUGGUUCCUGAGAUCGCGUGGAGUCGCAUGCUGAGAUACACCUUGGAGGAGUAUGACCUGGAACUGGAUGUGGAGUCACUAAUUAUCACUCUCCACUGCAAUGCUUAUGUUCCUGACCUGGUGAAGCUGCUCUCUAACACACCCAAGAGGGUGAUCGUGAACUACUUGUUGUGGAGGUUCGUGCUCCGCUACAUGCCCUAUAUCAGCAACUACUUCCAGCAGCUCUGGCAACAGUUCAGGAGUGAGGUACCGGACCCAUUCGAGGACCGGACGUAUCUGAGUCGCUGGAAGGAAUGUGCCGCCGUCGUCAAUGAAGGCUUCGGUGCCGCUCUAGCCAGGAUGUAUGUUGAGCAGCACUAUGACCACCGCAUCUCUGAGAAGAUUGAUAACCUGGUAGAGGAGGUCCGCGCAGCCUUCCACAUCGUGAUUGAUCGACAGGAUUGGCUGGAGCAGGAGAUGAAACAGGUGUGCAAUGACAAGCUAGAUAUAAUGGGAAAGAAGAUCGGCUACCCAGAGUACAUUGAAUCAACAGAGCUCCUGGAUGCUGAGUUUGAGGGGCUGGAGAUUCUCGAGGACCACUUCCUGAACAACAUCUUGAGGAUGAAGAAGCACGAGGUGUGGAAGGAACUACAGAAGCUUUCCCGACCAGUCGACAAGAAGAGAGACUGGUUGAUACAGCCCUUGGUGGUCAAUGCCUUCCACAACCCUGCAGCCAACGAAAUCAUCUUACCACUUGGUAUCUUACGAGAGCCUUUCUACAACCCGGGAUAUCCCAUGUACCUCAACUACGGCAGUCUUGGAGUGGUGGUGGGACACGAGCUGGUCCACGGCUUCGACAACCAUGGUAAGAGAUACGACAAGCACGGGAAUGUGUCUCAGUGGUGGAGCGAGGAGAUGGCAGAACAGUUCACCGAAAGGGCUGCCUGUUUCGUUGAACAGUACAGCCAAUACCCUAUCGAGAUGGUGGGCAAGAAUGAUCCAUCUUCCGGCCAGGUUGAUGGCAACGAGACACUCGGGGAUAACAUCUGCGAUAAUGCAGGAGUACUUAAUGCUUGGUUGGCGUACACCCGCUGGAGGGAGAAGAACGGAGAAGAACCUUAUCUGCCCGGCAUGAACUACACAGUCCCACAGAUAUUCUUCAUCACUUUUGCCCAGAUCUGGUGUGAGGUGGUGAGCAAGGAAGGCUAUGAGAAGUACAGCAAGGACAUGCACAGCCCGGGGGUCUACAGAGCUAAUGUUGUUGCACAAAAUUCCCAAUUCUUUGCUGACACUUGGGACUGUCCAAUUGGCUCCCCCAUGAACCCAGGGAAGAAGUGCCACCUCUGGGUUUAGAAUGGAGAAUUUCAGUGAGAGACAGAUUGUCAGCUAGCAACAAACUGUCUGCCAGUGACACACUGCCAGCAAGAGACAAGUGUUAUCUUUGGAUAAAGGUGUGAGAAAGUACUUGAUGGAUGUGCCAGUUUGAUAUAUGUCAACAAAAAUAUCAGGUACAGGGAAGCCAUUACUAAGCAGAGAUAGGAAAGAUGUUCCCUGUAAGAAAUGUUGUUCAUCUAUGUAGACAACAGUUACAGAUAAUGUUUAAACAAAAGAUGUCAUCUUUGGUGUAAAAAGGAGUGUCAGAUGUAAGAAGUGGCAUUGUAGGGUGACUGGCAGGGUACAAACAAAUAAGAAAGUGACACCAAGAUCAAGAUGUCUGCCAGUUGGGCUCAGAAAUGUCGGUUAUGGCUUCCUUAUUGAGAAGUGCUGACAUAAAGAAGUAUAUCCAUCGUCAACAUUAUGAACAGUGGGAGGUUCAUCUGAUCGUGUGGCUGGUAACAAAGGCAUAGUUAAUUUUAUUAGCAAUUGAGUCUUUUUGUAAAUAAAAUUAGUCUCUGAAGACUCCUUUGUUGAAAAGAUUGACGUUGUGGCCCUACCUUGUUGUAUCGGCUCUUGUUGUAUAUAUUGGCUCUCAUAGAAAUAAGAGUAACUUAAGAUACUCAGGAGCCAGCCAGAGAUGGCCAUCACUUGUGUGGACAUUAUUUGUUGUAGCUGUGUCUUGAAGUAGAGACGCCAUUCUCAAGGUCACCUGCCAACCUGAGGUCUUCCUCAUCAACUGUAUUAGCAAGUUAUCCUCGUCGGACAACAUGUGCCAAGAAGUCAACUCCCCCAAACAACAGUGCCAAGAAUUAAUCUUCCUUGUACAACAGUGCCAAGAAGUAGUUUUCCUGAUACAAAAGUACUAAGAAGUACUCUUGGUGUAGACAGCAGUGGCAGCAAGAAGUAAUGCUCCCUGACAUAACAGUAACAAAAACUAGUCAUCCCAGGACAAGUGUAGAAUGAAGUUAUCCCAUGAACCAAUAUUUCUAUUCAGAAAUCCUACCAGAGAAUGCCAUUGUACUCCAGAAUUGUAAAUUGGCCUUACUGUCUGCUGGGUGAAAGAUUCCCAAACUAAAUAAUUUUACGUAUCUUUGUAUUUUCACCUCAUCACCAGUGUGUUCUGAGCAGCUGAGAGACUGGGUGUUGUCUGCUCCUGCACACAUUUUGGAGGACAUAUCCCAAGAUUUGAAAGAAAAAUGUGUAGAGAAAGCUCCUCCCACCAUGCAGUUCUAAUGGGUGAUGUGCGAUUCAAACCCAUCGCUACCUGUUUCCACGUACUGUAGAUACGCCUCUUGAAAAUUUUCUGAAAGAAAGUCACGAGACAGCUCCUCCCAAUCAACCAUUAUGUACGGAUGAAAUGGGACUCAUACUUAUGUGUAUGGACACCAGUUUAGAGGACAUUUCUUUUGAAUAUUUUCAAGAUGACAGCAGUGAAAUGCUUUGAAUGAGCACAGGACUCACCAGUGUUUUAAACCGAGUGAUUGUGAUUAUACUUAUGGGAUAUAAUGUCCCUCUGACCCCAAGUCUGAGCACAUAACAUAAUAAACCAUGAAUAAUGUUUCACAGUGAAGGAACAGCAGCGAUGUGAUGGUGAGGAAUGGAAACUUUGAUGUAAGUGUAGUGUUUUUGUCAGUGCAAAUCAUGAUACUUAUUAUGGGUAAAGUUAAAGAGAUAUUAUUUGUAAAGAAGUGUUUGCAACCAAAUAUUUGUGAUGUACACUUACUUCCUAUUACAGUAAUGCAUUAUCAAAUUUUUAACAACAAACUGCGCUAAAAGAAGAGCUGUAUGAACAUUAUCAGCAAGGCGUCGGAAAUAACACUGGUUGAGAGUGAGUGAGUACAGACACCGGGCGGUCAGUGGACACGGUAUCUAAGAGUGCAGUGAUGUACAAUGGGCUGUCACACAUCAUCAACGUCUGAUUUGCCUUUAAACAUUCAAGGACUAAUUAUUCAUGUCAUAACUGGAUGGUGAACUUUGGCAUAUUGAUACACACAAGUAGAACUUUUGUCUAUGGUCAUAUGGAAGUUAGAAGAUUAUAAUUAUUUGUAGAUGCAAGACAAUGGAAAAUCCUUUCAUGUAUAGUCGAGAGGAAAGUUGAAUCUCUCAUGCAUAAUGAAGGAGUCGGUUCAAAAAGUCACAGUACCACACUUAUCACUUUUAAACUAAUCAGUCUUUGAUAAACCUCUCUAAAUUAACUCUCACACAUUUAACACCUGAUGGAGCAGCCGUGGUUUGAAACUAUUUGCAGAGGCUCCCAAAAAAUCGUACUGGUACAGUAUUUCUUCAAGCUGGUUUCCCCUAAAAAUUGAAUUCAUGAUUCUUCCUGCAAAUGACUUCUGCUGCAAGGAUUACCUGUCACUAAACAAACCAUGCGUACUCCUCUAGUCACACUGUAUAUUACCUUGAUCCUGCAGUCUCGGUACUUUUAUAUGACAACUCACUGAGAAAAAGAUAUUUUCUCGUCUGCUGUAGCCUCCUAGCUCAGAGCAUGAGUGUACUCCUUAAAUAUCACUAAAAGGACAAUCUGUGCUAGAUUGUUGCUGGUAGUCAAGAAAGGAUAUUUUCAUAAUGUAAAUGUGGGUACGGUGUACUAACAAACAUGCACAUUUGCGGUACAUAUAACUACUGUACUGUACUAUGACUUUGUUAUGGCUCACACCACAACCUUCGUCACCCAUAAGAAUUUUGAACUUAUAUUUAAAAUUUGUUUCAUUUGGGAUGCUAAUGAAUCCACUUAGUGUAUAUUUCUUAAUUAUCCAGAACAAAACUAUUCAAUUAUUGUUCUAUAAAAGUCUAUACAGUACAGCAUAGUACCGUACAGGUACUUGUAUUAUGAAAUAUGUGGGUUCCAGAAGUACAGUAUUAGAUUCUCACAUUGGGAAAGAACAUCUAUUAUCUGUACCACAAUUCUUGGGGCAUGAUUCGCCACAAUAAAAGACCAUUUAAUGUUAUGUAAUAACUAAAGGAUGAUUUAUUACAAAAUAUAAUCUUUAACUUGUAUUUACAAGGUAAGAACAAUUUUGAUCCUCCAAUACUUAAAGAAUUCAGGUAUUUGUCAAACAAACAUUAACGUCACCAAGUUUGUAGCUUAACAAAAUUUCCUAUUGUAUUUGCUCGAAAGAUUCUUGGAGUUAAAAUUUCGUUAAUUUAGAAACACGGAUGAUCAAAGAUUAAUUUAUUAAUUAAUUCAUGGGUGAGAAGGGUUAUGGUGGGGAGCUGCUUCGUGUCUUCUCCUAUAUAAGUGUUAGUGUAGUGGCGGGCAGGUGUCAGGGAUGGUUCACCUCCUCAUGAUGUAAGAUGACAAUAUUUACAGGUUUCAUUUAUCAGGUGGAAAUAACACUUUUAGUGAAUUGGAUUCUUUAUAUGUUAUCUAAUGCUGCUGAGAUCUGGGUUUAAGGAAAAUUAUUCUGAUUUCUAGGUAAUGUAUCCAAUAAAAUUCUUUAUUCCCUGUUACUAACCCACCCUCGCAAGUGUGAAAAAUGGCCGUAAAGUGGUGAUUAUAAUGCUGAUGCCAGUUGUAAUAGUUAAUAGAUUCAGUGUAUAAAGAUAUUAGUCUGAAGACAUGUAAACUCUGUAUCCAGUGGAGUAAGUCUAAGUGGUCCCAACACACUAUUAGGCCCUACUCCUUCUGGGCCACAGUCCUGAUGGGUAAGAUAUGGUCCCAGUAAGCCUUAGGUCUAAUAGUUGUAGGACCAAGUUGAUCAGCCACCAAACUAAUUUACCUCCUGUAUGGUUCUUAGUUACAGUGCCAUUAAGUUGCUCUUAUCUGUAUCAGUGAAUGAGGGGGACACACGUUACCAACUGGACCAUCUCUGCCCCUAGCACACCCACUGUGUUCUGUGUUGACAGUGGCUGGAUCCACGUUCUUUUCUAGUUAUUAAGUAUUUCUACCCUAGUUUGAGGAAGGUGAGCCUCCUCCUCAACUCAGACUAUGGUCUUACCCUCUGUAACAAUCUGGUCGUAAAGGAUAGGUCAGGUGCUUUAGUCUUGGACAACUUUCUAAUGAAUCUACUUUUGUAAAUCUCAUUCAUAAAGACUUAGCUAUUUCUUACAAAGUUAAAUUUUGAGGUAAUUAUUCUGAAGUUAACAAAAAUAGUUAAAUAAGUAGUACAUAUAAUGUUGAAACCUCAAUAAGUAACUUUUCUUCACGGUGGAGCUGGUGAGUCGCAGUAACACCUAAAGUUGUUAAAAUAUUUGCAGUUUGACAAAAUGAGUGGUAGAAGGGAACAUAGCAUUAUCUCUCAAAGAACAUCAUGUGUUACCUCUUUGAAACAUUGCAUAAUGAAGAUAUACAACUGAAAUUGUUCAAAAACAGCACGAGACUGACAGUAGAGAUGUGUAAGAUAAAUGUUUACAACACGCACAAGACCCCUCGACUAAGUGAGGUCAGAGAUAUACCCCCGGUGUAUUCAAAAUAAACAAAGGAAACUGGUAUUCCUGUUAUAUAAACCUGUGUGUUGUGUUUCCCUUCGGUUGUUAAGCUGCCACAAAAGAAACCAUUUGGGAGUAAAUAUUUCAUGUAAUACA